CGCGCGCGCGCGCCGGCGUGUGGUCAAACUGCAACCGGCGACGCGACGCGAUCCGGCAACCGUUCCCGCCCUGCCAAGACCCAAGAGCCCACUCUCCUAUAAAGCGAGCGAACGCGCAGCCUGUGGAGUUCCACUCCACCCGCGCGCACCAAGCAAUUCUGAGCACGGCGACCGGCGACCACCAGUAGUGCCAUUUCCUUCUCCUCGCUCGCACCGCCGUGCGCCGCCGCCUGCUGCAAGAUCCAUGGCCGCUGCCAACAGCUCCCGCGCGCUUCUUCUCCCCGUGCUGACCCUCGCCGGCGUCGUCUUCUUCCUUCUCGCUCCCGCUGCCGCCGCCGACGCCGCCGAUGCAGCCGCGCCGCAGGGCCUGGAGUUCCACGUCGGCGGCCCGCGCGGGUGGCGCGUCCCUGACGCCAACACCAGCUACGGCUGGUGGGCCAUGAACAACCGCUUCCGCGUCGGCGACCACCUCUACUUCAAGUACGCCAACGACUCGGUGCUCCUGGUGGACCGCACCGCCUUCGACGCCUGCAACACCACGGAGCCGCUCGCGACCUUCGCCGACGGCGCCACCAGGUUCGUCCUCGACCGCCCGGGCUUCUUCUGCUUCAUCAGCGGCGAGCCGGGCCACUGCGAGGAAGGACAAAGGCUCAUCGUGCGCGUCAUGGUGCACCCGGCCAUCGUCGCGACGCCAGGCCCGGCAUCCGCACCAGCGACGUCGGCGCAGCCGGGCCACGGCGGCGGCGGCGGCCAGGCGCAUCCGCCCGGGGCUUCCUCCGGCGCAGACACAGCGGUUGCCGCUGCUGCCGGCGUCGCCGUCGCGGCGGCACUGGCUGUCUUCGUCAGUCUCGUCUCGUCUUGAUGCUCCAGUAAUCAGCUGUGUUGCGGCGCUUGCAUGCGUACUCGCGUACGUAGUUUGUUAAGUUAAUGCUAUGCAAUGUCUUAGUUUUGCUUGGAUUCCUGUGUUUUUUUACAUAUUAUUAUUCAUCAAAUCACUCUUGUAGUAUUUGUGGUGUAUCGUGCCAAGACAAUUAUUAGCUAGUUUUACUGAGUAAUUGAUGAUUAUAUUAUAUGCCA
Molecule: messenger RNA, 1077 nt
Organism: Sorghum bicolor (sorghum)
Lineage: Eukaryota; Viridiplantae; Streptophyta; Magnoliopsida; Poales; Poaceae
Product: early nodulin-like protein 1
Exons: 2
Coding region: 245-862 (205 amino acids)
Cellular component (GO): plasma membrane
Molecular function (GO): electron transfer activity
Source: RefSeq, a predicted model, not a curated record